Fonticula alba is the source of this 1110-nucleotide messenger RNA. RefSeq lists its product as hypothetical. The coding region runs from base 1 to 1110 and encodes 369 amino acids. Gene Ontology annotation, molecular function: 3'-5' DNA helicase activity; four-way junction helicase activity. The transcript is spliced from 4 exons. Gene Ontology annotation, biological process: double-strand break repair via homologous recombination. Lineage: Eukaryota; Rotosphaerida; Fonticulaceae. The record is from RefSeq and is a predicted model, not a curated record. Gene Ontology annotation, cellular component: cytoplasm; nucleus; chromosome.
AUGACUCCCUGCAUCAACAAGCCGGAUGUCCGGUAUAUCAUCCACUCGACCAUGCCAAAGUCUCUGGAUGCCUACCAGCAAGAAACCGGACGUGCCGGGCGUGAUGGCCUUGGCGGCAAGUGCAUCCUUUUCUACAGCUUCUUCGACAUCACAAGACAGGCCUGGAUCAUGGAGGAUGCCCAGGACGAGGAGGAGUUGAGCAUCAUCACGCCCGUGUUGACUCGCGAGUUGGUAGCCGACCGGGCUCACUUUAUGGCUGAGCCGACCAUCCCCCCGGAGAGGGGGGCCCUCCGAAACCGAGAGCUCCUUCGCCGUGUGAUCGCCUUUUGUGAGGAUCCCUUUACCUGUCGGCGGGAGCUGAUCCUCAAUUACUAUGGCCAAACAUUUGAUAAUCAGGAGUGUGGUGGCCUCUGUGACAAUUGCCAGCGUCGCAAGCAGUUCGCCAGGGUCGAUUGCACAGAAGAGGCCCAGCUCUUGGCCAAUAUCAACCGGCUGUAUGUGAUCCUCCAGCAACGCCAUGAGCAGCGGCUGAUGGAGGAAGGCGAGAAGAGUCCCUUGCGCACGAAAGACGCGGCGGGGCGACUGAUUCGCUGGCUAUUUGCCAUGUCAGUCCUGGACCUGGAGGUGGUUACUUCGGCAACACGCAUGCGGAGUGGAGUCCUCCCGGGGCUGCACUUUGAGCGGCUGCUGAGCGGUGAGCUCCAGGUUUUCAUGGCACUGGCUCAGCCGGCAAAGAAGCGCACGAGCAGCAAGGCUUCGGCGGCGGCCGGCAAGCGACGCCAAACUUCGAAGCCAGCUGUCGAUGAGAGUGUCGGUGUUGUUACGGUCACGGGCGUCGCGCGCGCAGACCCCCCCCCCUCCCCUGGGCCACUGGUGUCGGCGGAUGGGGGGGCAUUCUCCGGCGAAGAGUGGGAGGUGCUGGGCAACGACUUGCCGCAGGAGCUGCCAGUCGAGAGUGACGACCCUCCCCCGGCGACCAAGAAGCGGGCAUCCAAACGCAAGGCGGCUCCGAAGAAGAAGGAGAAGACGAAGAAAAAGGCCAAGGACGAUGCCCAGACGGCCGAGACGGGAACCCUGCCGUUCGAGGUAGAGCCAAUGGUCUCCCUUUGA